Molecule: messenger RNA, 3480 nt
Organism: Lecanosticta acicola
Lineage: Eukaryota; Fungi; Ascomycota; Dothideomycetes; Mycosphaerellales; Mycosphaerellaceae
Source: the annotation of a GenBank genome assembly
AUGAAGUAUUUCUCUUCCUUCCUGGCCGUGGCCGGCAUGGCCAACGCAAUCCCAAAGGUCGACCAACGACAAGCAUAUCCACCCGAUCCGUCGACUUGCGCUUGCAGCCCAGCUGGAGGGGGUGGCGCCAACUGUAUCCCUCAUACCACCACGGUCGUCCAGACGAGCUAUGUCACCGUGGCAGCUCAUCCUACUUCACUAGCCGGCCCCUUUCAAGUACCUGGCCGUCCCGGAUCCUACAGCCACUCUCUCGUUACCGUCUCAGCCACCAAUGCUGGUGGCGUUCCUACAACUCUCGAGUCUAGCGCCGUGGUUUCGUCCACGCCAAUCGCAUCACACUUUAAUACGUCUGGCUAUGGCGGUGGCGUGCCCACGCCUGCCGGUAGCGCUGGUACCCAGUCGACCCCAAUUGCACCGCAGUCUGGAUCGCCUGGCUUUCGCGGUGGCAUGCCCACGCCUUCCGAGUCUAGUGCUGCUGUCAUGUCGACCCCAGUUGCACCGCAGUCUGGACCGCCUGUCUAUGGUGGUGGUAUGCCCACGCCCUCCGAGUCUAGCGCUGGUAUCCAGUCAACCCCAAUUGUACCGCAGUCUGGACCCCCUGGCUUCCGUGGUGGCAUGCCCACGCCUUCCGAGUCUAGCGCUGCUGUCAUGUCGACGCUGCCUGCACCGCAGCAACCUAAUUCGCCUGGGCCCAGUCCAUAUGCGCCGCAAUCUAAUGCGCCUGUUUCCAGUCCGUACGCACCGCAACCUAAUACGCCUGGCUCCAGUCUAUCGGUUUAUACCGUUACCGUCCCCAACGGCGCUGGCCAGCCUACUGUCGUUACUUCUAGCACCGAAGUGCCCGUCUCGCCACCGUCCAGCACGCCUUUCUAUCCUGCUUCAGGCACUAAUGCUGGUGGCAUCCCCACACCUCUGGAGUCUAGCCCUGUUAUGCCGGGAACGCCAGCUGCACCGCAACCAAACGCGCCUGGCUCCAGUCUAUCGGUUUACACCGUUACUGUCCCCAACGGCGCUGGUCAACCUACUGUCGUUACUUCUAGCAUCGAAGUGCCCGUCUCGCCACCGUCCAGCACGCCUCUCUAUCCUGCUUCAGGCACUAAUGCUGGUGGCAUCCCCACACCUCUGGAGUCUAGCCCUGUUAUGCCGGGUACGCCAGCUGCACCGCAGCCUAACACGCCUGGCUACAGCCUAUCGGUCACCACCGUUACUAACGCGGCUGGCCAGCCUACCGUCAUUACUUCCAGCAGCGAAGCGCCCGUCGUGCCAGCAUCUGGCACGCCUUUCUAUCCUGUCCCGGGCAACUCAACUGUGAUGUCCGCUGGCUAUGGAACUGGCACUGCAGCUCCACUCCCAAUCUCCUCCACCUCUGCCAGCCCAGAGGUUAGUCCGACCCAGACCGGCAUGCCGCCACCGCCAGGCAAUGCUCCAAGUGGCAGCUCGCCUGUAGUCCCACCAGGUCAGGGACCUCCAAUUCCAGGUACUGGAGCUCCCUAUUCGACCACUCCCGCUGUCGGCACUAGCUCACCACCUUAUCCAACGGGCUCGAGCACUCCAGGCGCGGUGGUGCCUCCCGGUACGGCGCCGCUCGGAACAGGACUUCCAGGCAGCUCGUCAGUUUCGCCUGUUUCUUCCUCGCCAGCUGUCGCGCCUCCGCCGCUUGGCACUGGAGUCGCGCCUAUCCCCGGUUCAAGCAGCCCAACCCUCACUUCAUCAUACUCCUCAUCCACUAUCUACUCAACAGCGAGGUUCACUAUAACAUCGUGCGGCCCAUCGGUGACAAACUGCCCGGCACACAGCACUGCUGUCACGACCAGUACUGUUGCGAUCUCGACCACUCUGUGCCCCGUAGAGGAGGCUACGCAUGUACCCACACCACCAUACCCAGUCCCUGGCUCCUCAGGACCUGUGGUGGGACCGACAGGUACGCAACCGCCCUUCACGUUCGCCCCGACAUCUAGCGUUGGUCCAUCGGGAUCUCCUUUGGGUCCACUGCCACCGAUGGGAACUGCUCCCCCACCGGCCAACCAGCCUAGUUCGAGCUUUCCGCCCGGCGCACCAUUGAGCUCCCCUCUCGGUACUGCUCCGGCUGGCAAUCAGCCUCCUCCAGGCCCAAGGCCACCAUUUGGAACUGCUCCGGUUCAACCACCCGUGAAUUUGCCCCCUUCAAGCACCUCCGGUAUUCCUCUCGGUACCGCACCACCUGUCAACCAGCCGCCUCCAGGAAGUUCCAUUCCUAUCGGCACCGCUCCAAGGCCGCCAGUGUCCGGACCAACAGCCGGACCACCACCUCCUCCAAUGGGUACAGCCCCGGUUCCUCCUCCGGGCGGUACAGGGCCCGGCGGUACUGCAGACUCCCCCAUCGGCGCUGCUCCACCAGGAAACCAGUCGCCUGGAGGUAAUCGACCACAAGCUUAUGGAGGUGGUAAUGGAGUGAACUCACCUUCUGACAAAGGCCCCAUUCCUCCUCCGGGCGGCACAGGGCCCGGCGGUACUGCAGACUCCCCCAUCGGCGCUGCUCCAGCAGGAAAUCAGUCGCCUGGAGGUAACAGACCACAAGCUUAUGGAGGUGGUAAUGGAAUGGAUACACCUUCUGGUAAAGCUCCCACUCCCCAGGGCGGUACUGCAGACUCUCCCAUCGGCGCCGCUCCAGCAGGAAAUCAGUCGCCUGGAGGUAAUUCACCACCAACUUACGGAGGUGGUCACGAAGGCAACUCUCCGGGUGGCAGCCCGGGCGGCAGUGAAUCUAGUCCCGUUCAAGCCUCUCCAGCCGCACCAGCAAGCAACGAAAUUCCUGGCUUUGGGCAACCAGCCAAUCAACUCUCCCCAGCUCAACGCCAAAGCCCCGACAGCCCCGGUUAUGUCCAGCAGCCACCGGCACCAUCCUGCAACUUGGCUCCGGGCAUCGCAGAUGCGCUAGGUCAUGUGACUGCAUCGUUGCCUUCUGACUCCUUGCAUAAGGUCAUUCCUUCUGCCAAUGUGGGCGGCGUUAUCCGCGCGAUCAUGGGUCAAUUGCACGCCCACCUAGGAGCGGAGGCGAACGUUGAUGUUGAUGGAGCUCUCAAGGCAGAUAUCAACAUCAAUGCCAAUGGCGGUAUCGAAGCGGGCGGACUCCCCAGCGUGGCCAUUGCUGCCAACGGCGCAAGAUCCCCUAUCAACUUCGAUCAGGACAUGACGUUGGCCAACAUCCUAGACUGGUGCGCCUACCUCAGUGUCAAUGUCUACGUCAAUGCCGGUGUCGUCGCCGAGGGAUCGGCACAGGGAGCCUCCCAAGGGUCAGGGAACCUUGGCCUUGGUGGAGGAAUGCGCUUCGACGUUGACAUGUCCCUCAGUGGAGGCGCGCAGUUCGGCGCAGGCGGCAAUGGCGGUUCGCAAACAGGCUUUGGCGGCGGCGUACACGGCGGCGGAGGUGCCGGUAUGGGAUUUUUCGGUUCUUCCUCCAAGCGCGCCCGAUCACUCUGGCCAAAGCAAUUGGAAGCAUGA